Molecule: messenger RNA, 1411 nt
Organism: Erpetoichthys calabaricus (reedfish)
Lineage: Eukaryota; Metazoa; Chordata; Cladistia; Polypteriformes; Polypteridae
Product: C5a anaphylatoxin chemotactic receptor 1-like
Exons: 1
Coding region: 18-1112 (364 amino acids)
Biological process (GO): inflammatory response; positive regulation of cytosolic calcium ion concentration; complement receptor mediated signaling pathway
Cellular component (GO): plasma membrane
Molecular function (GO): G protein-coupled receptor activity; complement receptor activity
Source: RefSeq, a predicted model, not a curated record
CACGUAUUUUGAACACGAUGGAGACAUAUGAUUUGUCCUGGCUUCAGGAUGAUGAUGGUGGAGAAUUUAACUCAACUGAGACCUUCACUGAUUGGAACUCAACUGACUGGAACACAGGGGAAGGGAUGCAUGUGAAGCUGCAAGCCCACCAAAUUCUAAAUGUGCUUCUUUAUUGUCUGAUUGUCGUGCUGGGUGUUCCGGGCAAUGCUGUGGUCAUUUGGAUAACAGGAUUUAAAAUGAAGCGCACAGUCAAUUCAAUCUGGUUCUUAAAUUUGGCUUGUGCUGACCUCCUUUGCUGCCUCAGCCUCCCUUUCAUGAUGUAUAAAAUUAUUCAUGACCAUCACUGGCCCUUUGGAUUGUACAUGUGCAGGGUGAUCCAUGGCUUCAUUCUUCUCAACAUGUUCUGCAGCAUCUUUUUGCUUGUUGUCAUCAGCCUGGACCGUUUCAUCCUGGUGGCCAAACCGGUGUGGUGUCAGAACAACCGGAACACUCGUUGUGCCAGUAUGUUGUGUUUGCUGGUGUGGGUGCUCUCUCUUCUCCUCACCCUUCCAUUAUUUAUUCACCGUAGAGAAUAUAAAGAUCAUUUUAGUGAUAAGAUCAUAUGUGAGCCUGACUUCAGCUACUUUGGUCAAAAUAUCCAAGUGGCAGAGUUAGGGAUAAUAAUCUAUCAGUUCUUGAUGGGCUUCCUCUUCCCAUUUGGUUCUAUCAGUGUUUGCCAUUUAUUCAUAUUUCAGCGAGUGACUCAGAAUGGUCGAAGAUUUAGUAACAGGUCAAAGAAAACAAUGCAGGUGAUCUCUGUGGUGAUUCUCACCUUUUUCUUUUGCUGGCUGCCGUAUCACAUCAUGAAUUUCUUGAUUGCAGUCACCCCUUCCUCCUCCCCAUGGCACUUCCACCUGUUGAAUAUUAAAUUCUUUGCGGUCACUCUGGCCUACUUCAACAGCUGCCUCAACCCCCUGCUGUAUGUGUGCAUGGGCCAGGACUUCAAGGAGCAUGUGUGCAAGUCCCUGAGAAGUGUGAUGGAGAACUUCAUGAACGAUGAUCUGCCGUCUCGUUCUAUGGCCACCUUCACCACCAAGUCCUCCUCAAUCAGUGACCGAUCAGCUGCAUUGUGAAAGUGAUAGACAAAGAAAUCAGCAACAUCUGUUUAUAUGGAGAGAGGAGCAGCACAAUCAACCCAAAUUUCAGUCACUAAUCUAUGUAACACCUUAGCAUUGUUCACCUUGAGUGUGAAAGGGACAGGCAGUGCUGUCAAGGGACUAAUGGGGCAUGAAAGAUGAGGGGUGUCUUUGCCAAAUAGAAUGAAAGCCACAUGGCUUUUGUCAAUGUCAAUUUAUUUCUGUAGCACAUUGCAUUAACCAAAGUUAAACCAAAGUACUGUACAAUGUGAUAAAACACACAUUGAAACUAAACU